Agelaius phoeniceus (red-winged blackbird) is the source of this 973-nucleotide messenger RNA. It is a transcript of the gene CTRL, whose product is annotated as chymotrypsin like. Gene Ontology annotation, biological process: proteolysis. Lineage: Eukaryota; Metazoa; Chordata; Aves; Passeriformes; Icteridae. Gene Ontology annotation, molecular function: serine-type endopeptidase activity. The record is from RefSeq and is a predicted model, not a curated record.
GGGGGACCUUAACCUGGUCACCUAUGAGCCACGUGGCUCCCUGGCUGCUAUAAAGCUCGUGGUGCCCAGGGGUUCAGACUAUCUCCUUUCAGGAUGGCAUUCCUGUGGGUGGUUGCCUGCCUGGCCCUUGCCAGCACCGUCUCAGGCUGCGGGGUGCCUGCCAUCAGUCCCUCGGUGGCCUACAGCGAGAGGAUUGUCAAUGGGCAGAACGCUGUGCCCGGCUCAUGGCCCUGGCAGGUGUCCCUGCAGACCACCACAGGAUCCCACUUCUGCGGCGGCUCCUUGAUCAACCAGUACUGGGUCGUCACAGCUGCCCACUGCAACUUCAACCCACGUGCCCACGUUGUUGUCCUGGGGGAAUACAGCCUUGCUUCCAACAGCGAGCCCGUCCAAGUGAAGACCGUGUCCAGGGCCAUCACCAACCCCGGCUGGAACCCCAACACCAUGAACAAUGACAUCACCCUGCUGAGGCUGUCCACACCCGCCCAGCUGGGGUCCCGUGUGUCCACCGUCUGCCUGGCCCCUGCCAACCUGGUUCUGCCCUCCAACGCCCGGGCUGUCACCACCGGCUGGGGACGCACCAACCCCAACUCCCAAGCCUUGGCAACAGUCCUGCAGCAGGUGACCGUGCCCCUGAUCUCCCAGAGCCAGUGCAUGCAGUACUGGGGCAGUCGCAUCACCAGCGCCAUGAUCUGUGCCGGUGGGGCUGGUGCCACCUCCUGCCAGGGUGACUCUGGUGGACCUCUGGUGUACCAGACUGGGAAUGGCUGGACCUUGAUUGGCAUUGUCUCCUGGGGAACCUCCAACUGCAACAUCAACACGCCGGCCAUGUACACUCGUGUCAGCCAGUUCCGUAACUGGAUCGAUGCCGUUGUUGCUCAGGGGUAAAGCUGCUGCCAGCCUGAUCCCUUCACUGGGAUUAAUAAAGCAAUAAAGUACCAGCUUUUGCUUGUGCCAAGCACUGUCUCUGGCU